AUGGCACUGAGUGACCUCCUUUACCCAGAAAACCCCAGGAGACGACAAGAACUGAUCCAUCUGCACCGGGAAUUGCUUGACUGCAUGUCCAUGAAUUUCCAUGCAACAAAUGAGUUGGCUGGAGUUCUGAAUGCACACCUGGGGUGUACUAUCACCCACAUCAAGAUGAGAGAGAGCAGCACUGUCAAAGAAAACUGUGAUAUUAUCAUUCAAGCGAUGCGUGAGAUUCAGUGUCAAGUACAGAAGAUUGAUAGUGACAUGAGGGAGAAGCUGGAGCCUGUGCUGUACCAGAAGCUGUACGAUAUCAAAGAGCCUGAGUUGGAGAAAAUUGCAAUAGCCCAUAAAGUUUUUUCCAUUGUUCUUGGAGAAGUGACUUCAACUGCUGGGAUGGUAGCUGUCAAACUGCUUAGCUCCAACCUUAUCACUAUCACUGUCUGCAAACUCAUCAGCCUCCUUGCACAGAUCGGGGCAUCUGUUCUUGGAGGAAUCAGCAUUACCAUCCUUGGGCUCGGCAUGGAAAUGAUUCUCCAUGCCAUUCUGGGAGCUGUAGAGAGGAACCAGCUGCUGGCAGCUGUGAGGAGCUAUGAGGAGCACCUGGCUGAGUUUAAAGAAGCAUCAGAAAAAUACCAGUGCGCCAUACGUGAAGUGACUUCUUUGGUCAGACAUCAAGUUCAGUGAAUGGAAAGGCAACACUUUAAAUACACGCCACUUUUUCUUCACCUGUUUUCCAGAAUGGAUCGUAGAUGAAAUGCUAUUGGUACUACUGACAGUAAUAAGCACUGCUGGAGCAGAAGUGGUGAGAAAGUACAGUUUUUCUCUUCCAGAGUUUCUCCAUCAAAAUGACAUCAUAACAGAAGAAAAUGAUUUCAGCAAAACAACCAUAUAAUCACCUGAAGAAUUUACCAGGAUGGCUGUUACCAUGAUCUCUUGAUGUGGAUUUGUGCUAAAUCUGACAGGCUGAAUUCCCCAUUCAUAGAAGCACUUACAAGGACUAGCUAAAGCACACGUAACUCCUAUUUCCUGUGCCUUCUUGCCUGAGAAGCCAGCCAGAGAUCUUUAUAUAAACUCUAAUGCCAGCAGAUUAACAGAUAGAAAAAUCAUGGGCCUACAGGCCCAAGAGUUGAGAGAACCCAGCUGCAGUGCUCCUGAUGUAUCUAGCUGUGAGAAACAUCAUGUUAUCAGUAUUGUCCUGCUCCUGCCCACUCACAGGUAGAUGCUUCUGUGCACACUUGCUACUUUGUUGAUCAAAUGGCAUUAUAUGCUUACACAAGGAUUUGUAAGAUUACAGCCCUAUUAAUGCGCUAAAUUUACUUACAAGAGCUUCACGAGUCACCAGUGUGGGACUGCCAAAAAUACUCUAAUUCCAUAUUUCACAACUUACCACCAAAUGGCCUUAUUUUGCAGCCUUUCAGAACAAAGCUAAAAGCAAGAGCAUGAUUUGCUGUCAAUCUCUGAUUUGCUGUGGUUUGCUUUUUUUCUUUGAAAAAAAGAAUAUAU
Molecule: messenger RNA, 1497 nt
Organism: Centrocercus urophasianus (Greater sage-grouse)
Lineage: Eukaryota; Metazoa; Chordata; Aves; Galliformes; Phasianidae
Gene: SMCO3
Product: single-pass membrane protein with coiled-coil domains 3
Exons: 1
Coding region: 1-678 (225 amino acids)
Source: RefSeq, a predicted model, not a curated record